AUGUGUGUGUUGGGGGGUUUGGGGUGGGGGGGGUUGGGUGUUGGGUGGGGGGUGUUGAUGUGGGGUGUGUUUGGUUAUGGGGGGGGGGGGUGGGGGUGGGGGGGGGGGGUGGUGUUGGGUGGGGGUGGGGUGGGGGUUUUGUAUGGUUGGGUUGGUUGGGGGAGGAGGGGGGGGUUGGUUGAUGGAUUAUGUUUGGGUUGGGGGGGUUUUGAUGGUAUUGGGUGUAUUUUUUUGGGGAGGGGGUUUAUUGUUGGGGUUUGUGUAUUGGGUUUGUUUUGGGUUGGGGUUGUGGGGGGGGGGGGUUUGUUUGGUGGGGGUGGGGGGAUUGUAUGGGGGGGGGUUGUGUGUUUGUGGUUUGGUGUGUUUGGUGGUUUGGUUUGGGUUGGGGGGGUUGGGUGGGUUGGGGGUGGGUUGUGGUGGGUGUUGGUGUGUUGGGGGGGUGGUGGUGUGGGUUGGGGUGGUUGUGGUGGUUUUUUGGUUGUGGUGUGGUGGGGGGGGUUGUGUUGGGUUUUUUGGGGUGGGGGGGGGUUGGGGUGGGGGUGGUUGGGGGUGGGGGGUUGGUUGGGUGUGGGUGGGGGGGUGGGGUGGGGGGUGGGGUGUGGGGGGGGGGUGUGUGGGGUGUAUGGUUUUGGUGGGGGGGGUAGGUUGUGGGGUGGGUUUUGGGGUGUUUUUGGGGGGGGGGUGGGUGUGUGUUUUGGUGGGGUGUGUUUAGUGUGUUGGUUGUGGUUGGUGGGGUGGGUGUGGGGGGUUUGUGGUUUGUGUGGUUUGGGUGGGGUGUGUGGGGGGGGUGUGUGGGGGUGUGGGGGGUGGUUUGUUGGGGUUGGGGGGUUUGGGUGGGUGGUGGGGGGGGGUGGUUGGUGUGGUGGUUGUGUAGGUUUUGAGGUGGGGGGGUUGGUUGUGGUGGGGGUGUGGUGGGUUGGGGGGGGUUGGUGGGUGGUGUGUGGGGGUGGGUGUUGGGGUGGUUGGGUGGUUUGGUGUGGGGUGGUUUUUGUGGGGGGGGGGGGGGGUGGUGGGGUUUGGGUGUUGGGGGGGUGUUGUGGUGGUGUGGUUGGUGGUUGGGGGUUGGUGGGUGGGGGGGGGGGGGGGUUGUGGUUGUGGGUUUUUGUGGUUGGGUGGGGGGGGUGGUUUGGUGGGGGGUGUGUGUGUUGUGGUGGUGGGGUUGGGGGGUGUUGGGGGGGGUUGUGGUGGUGGGGGGUGGGUGUGGUGGGUGUGUUUUGUUGGGGGUAUGUUGGUGUUUGGGAUUGGGGUUGGGGGGAGGGGUUGGUGUGGGUUGGUGGGGGGGGGGGGUGGGGGGGGUGUUUGUUGGUGGUUUGGUGGGGGGGGUGUGUGGGGGUUGGGUGUGUUUUGUUGUUUUUAGGUUUGGGGUGUGUUUGUUGUUGUUGUGGUGGGUGGUGUUGGUGGUGUGUGGGGUGUAUGUGGGUUGUUAUGUUGUGGGGUGUUUUUGUUGUGUUGGGUGUUUUGGUGUGGGGGGGGGUUGUGGGGUGGUUGGGGGGGUGUUUGGGGGGGUGGGUGGGGGGGUUGUGGUUUUGUUGUUGGGUUGGGUUGGUUAGGGUUUGGGUGGUUGUGUGGGUUGGUUUGGUGGGGGGGGUGUUGUGGGGUGGUUUGGGGGGGGGGGGGUGGGGGGUUGGUGGGGGUGUUGGGGGGGGUGGGGGGUGGUGGGGUGGGUUGGUUGGUUGGUUUGGGUUUGGUUGUGGGGUUUGUUUUGGUGUUUGUGUGGGGGUGGUGUUUGUUUGGGUUGUGGGGGUGUGGUUGGGUGGGUUUGGUUUGGUGGUGGUUUGUUGGUGGGGGUGGUGGGUGUGUGGGUGGGGGGUUGGGUUUUGGUUGUGUUUAUGGUGUUGUGUGUUUGUUUUUGUGGUUGUUGUUUUGGGGUUUGUUGUAGGGUGUGUUGGGGGGGGGUUUGGGUUUUUUUGUAGUGGGUGGGUUGUUGUGUUGGUGUGUGUGUUGGGUUGGGGUGGUGGGGGGGGGAGGGGGUGGGGGGGGGGGGGGGUGGUUGGGGGGGGUUUUGGUUGGGUGUUGGGUGUGGGUUGGGGUUUUGGGGUGUGUGUAUGGGUUGGGGGGUUGUAUGGGGUGUGUUGGUGGUUGGGGAGGGGGUGGGGGGGGGGGUGGGGGGUGGGGUGGUGGGGGGGUGGGGGGUGUAGUGUGGGUGGUGUGGGGGUUGUUGUGUGUGUUGUGUUUUUUGUUUGUUGUGUUGUGGGGGUGGUGGGUGGUGUGGUGUGGGGGGGGGGGGUGUUUUGUUUGGGAUUUUUGUUUUGGGUGUGUGUGAUUUGGUUGGGGGGGGGUGUGUGGGUGGGGGGGAUUGGGGGUGGUUGUGUGGUUGGGUUGUGUGUGGGUGUGUUGUGUUUGGGUGUGUUGUGGGAUUGGUUGUUAUGUUGGUGGGUGUUGGUGGUGGUGGGUGUGUUUGGGUGGUGGGGGGUUGGGGGGGGUGUUGUGUUUGGGGGGGUUGGGGUGUGUGGGGUUGGUUGGUUUGGGUGUGUUGGGGGGGGGUGGGGGGGGGGGGGUGGGUGUUGGGGGUUGGGGGUGGGGGUUGGUGGAUGGGGGUUGGGGUUUUGGGGGUUGGGGGGUUGGGGGUUGGGGGUUGGGGGGUGGGGGUUGGGGGUUGGGGGGUUGGGGGUUAGGGGGGGGGGGUUGGGGGUUUGGGGGGGUUGGGGGUGGGGGGUUGGGGGGAUGGUGGUGGGGUUGGGGGUUGGGGGGUUGGGGGGUUGGGGGGGGGUUGGUGGGUGGGGGGGUUGGGGGGUUGGGGGUUGGGGGGGUUGGGGGUUUGGGGGUUGGGGGGUUUGGGGGUGGGGGGUAGGGGGUUUGGGGGGUUUGGGGUUGGGGUGUUGGGGUUUUGUGGUUGGUGUGUGGGUUUGGGUUUGUGUUGUGGUUUUGGUUGUUGGUUGUUGUUUGUGUGUGUGGGUGGGUUGUGUGGUGGUGGGGUUGUUGUUGUGGGUGUGUUUUGGGUGUUGUGUGUUGGGUGUGGGUGUGGGUUUGUGGGGGGGGGGGUUGUGGGGGUGGGGUGUGGUUUGUGGGUGGGUGGGGGGGGGGGGUGUGUGGGGGGGUGGGUUGGUGUGGGUGUGGGGGGUGGGUGUGUGGGUUGGUUUGUUUUGUGGUGGGGUUUGGUGUGGGGUUUGGUGGUGGGGUUUGGUGGUGGGGUUGGGGUGGUGGGGUUGGUGGUGGGUUUGGUGGUGGGGUUUGGUGGUGGGUUUGGUUGGGUGUUGGUGUGGGGUUUGGUGUGGUUUGGUGGUGGGUGGUGGUGGGUUUGGUGUGGGGGUUUUGGUGGUGGGGGUUGGUGUGGGGGGGGUUUGGUGGGGUGGUGUGGGGGGGUUGUGGGUGUGUGUGGGUGGGGUUUGUGGUGGGGGGGGGUGGGGUGGGGGGGGGGGGGGGGUGGUGGGGGGGUGGGUGUGGGUGGGGUGGGGGGUGGGGGUGUUUUGGGGUGGGUGGGGGUGGGGGUGGGGGGGUGGUGGGGGGGUGUGGUGUUGGGGUGUGUUGGGUGGUGUGUGGGUGGUGGUGGUGGGGGGGGGGUGUGGGGGGGGGUUGGGGUUGUGUGUGUGGGGGGUUGGUGUGUGGUGGUGUGGGGUAGUUUUUUGGGGUUUGGGGGGGGGGUUGGGUUGGGUGGGUGGGUGGGUUUGUGGGUUGGGGGGGGGUGGUUUUGGUGUUGGUUUGGGGUGGGUGGGGGGUGGUUGGUGGGGGGGGUUGGGUGGGGGGGGGUGUGUGGGGGGGGGGUUUGGUGGGUGUGGGUGGGGGUGUGGGGGGUGGGGUUGUGUUUUGGGGGGGGUUUGGGGUGGGGGGGUUUUGGGGGGUUGGGGUGUUGGUUGGGGGGGUUGGUGGGGGGUGGUGGGGGGGGGGGGGGGGGUGUUUGGGGGUGGGGGGGUGGGGGGGGGUGGGGUUGGGGGGUUGGGGUGGGGGGGGGGGGGGUGGGGUGGUGGGGGGGGGUGGGGGGUUGGGGGUUGUGGGUGGGUGUUGGGUUGUGGUGGGGUGGUGGUGUGGGGUGUGGGGUGGGGGGGUGUUGGUGUGUGUGGUUGGGUUUUGGGGUGGUGUGGGGGUUGGUGGUUUGUUUUUGGGGUUGGGGGGGGGGGGGGGGUUGGUGUUGUUGGGGGUGGGUUGGUUGGGUGGGUGUGUGGUGUGUUGGGUGUGGUUUUGUUUGGGGGGGUGGGGGGGGGGGGGGGGGGGUUUGUUGGGUGGGGGGGGGUUUUGGGUGUUGGGUGUUGUGGGUGUGGGGGGUGGGGGGGGGGGGGGGGGGGGGGGGGGGGGUGGGUGGUGGUGGGGUGUGGGUUGGGUGGGGGGGGGGGGUUGGGGGGUGGGGGGGGGUGUGGUGGGUGUGGGGGUUGGGGGGGGUUUUUGGGUGGGUGUUGGUGUGGUUGGGGGUGGGGUGGGGGGGUUGGGGGUUGGGGUGGGUGGGGGGGGGUGUUGGGGUGGGUUUGGGGGGGUUUUUGUGGGUGUGGGUGGGGGGGGGUUGGGGGUUGGGUGGGGAGGACCACAGAGGACCAGAGACCACAGAGGACCACAGACACAGAGGAUCACACAGGACCACAGACACAGAGGACCACAGAGGACCACAGACACAGAGGAUCACACAGGACCACAGACACAGAGGACCACAGAGGACCACAGACACAGAGGACCACAGACACAGAGGAUCACACAGGACCACAGACACAGAGGACCACAGACACAGAGGAUCACACAGGACCACAGACACAGAGGACCACAGAGGACCACAGACACAGAGGAUCACACAGGACCACAGACACAGAGGACCACAGACAGGACCACAGACACAGAGGAUCACAGAGGACCACAGACACAGAGGACCACAGACAGGACCACAGACACAGAGGACCACAGACAGAGGACCACAGACACAGAGGAUCACAGAGGACCACAGACACAGAGGAACACAGACAGGACCACAGACACAGAGGACCACAGAGGACCACAGACACAGAGGACCACAGACACAGAGGAUCACAGAGGACCACAGACACAGAGGACCACAGACACAGAGGACCACAGAGGACCACAGACACAGAGGAUCACAGAGGACCACAGACACAGAGGACCACAGACAGGACCACAGACACAGAGGACCACAGACAGGACCACAGACACAGAGGAUCACAGAGGACCACAGACACAGAGGACCACAGACAGGACCACAGAGACAGAGGACCACAGACACAGAGGACCACAGAGGACCACAGACACAGAGGACCACAGGGGACCACAGACACAGAGCACCACAGACAGAGGACCACAAACAUAGAGGACCACAGAGGACCACAGACACAGAGGAUCACAGACAGAGGACCACAAACACAGAGGACCACAGAGGACCACAGACAGAGUACCACAGACACAGAGGAUCACAGAGGACCACAGACACAGAGGACCACAGACAGGAACACAGACACAGAGGACCACAGACAGGACCACAGACACAGAGGAUCACAGAGGACCUCAGACACAGAGGAUCACAGAGGACCACAGACACAGAGGACCACAGACACAGAGGAUCACAGAGGAUCACAGACACAGAGGAUCACAGAGGACCACAGACACAGAGGACCACAGACAGGACCACAGACACAGAGGACCACAGACAGGACCACAGACACAGAGGACCACAGACAGGACCACAGACACAGAGGAUCACAGAGGACCUCAGACACAGAGGAUCACAGAGGACCACAGACACAGAGGACCACAGACACAGAGGACCACAGUCAGAGGACCACAGACAGGACCACAGACACAGAGGACAGAUUUAGAGUUUUUAAAUAUGGAAUCUCUCUUUUGUCUCCGGCUUCAUCUGCUGAACACGACACCACAGAUAUUUAUAACCUUUGA
This is a messenger RNA of Knipowitschia caucasica, 5826 nucleotides long. The record is from the annotation of a GenBank genome assembly. Lineage: Eukaryota; Metazoa; Chordata; Actinopteri; Gobiiformes; Gobiidae.